GCCAAUCUGAGAGGGACAAAGCCGAAUCGGCCCCCGGCGUCGCCACUUCUUGUCGUCGUCCUCCUCACGGUCUCGACCGCGAAAUCGAAGCCCCCCGAAAACCCUAGCUCCCCAUCGCCGCGACCCCUUUCCGCCCCUCUGCCGCCGCCGCGCGGGCUCUUCGGGUACCAGAGGAGGGGUAGCCGAGAGGGCGGCGAUGGCGUCAACGGUGCUGGAGGCGACGCGGGCGGCUCACGAGGAUCUGGAGAGGCUGGAGCGGCUCGCUGUGCGCGAGCUGCAGCGGGACCCCGCCAAUGCGCGGGACCGCCUCUUCCAGUCCCACCGCGUCCGCCACAUGCUCGACCUCGUCGUAUCCACCUCCGACAAGCUCGUGGAAAUCUACGAGGACAAGGACAAUGCUAGGAAGGAUGAUAUCUCCACCCAUCUUACUGCGCCCACGCAAAGUGGAAUGUUUAGCAAGUACUAUGAAAGGCUCAAAGAGAUUCGUGAUUAUCAUAGGCGGAACGCUUCUGCCCGUUUCGUCAGUACAACUGGCGAUUACGAAGAGCUUCUAAAGGAGGAGCCAGUUAUUGAAUUCACUGGCGAGGAAGCUUUUGGCCGGUACCUAGACUUGCAUGAGCUUUAUAACGAGUUCAUAAAUUCCAAGUUUGGAGCUCCAAUGGAGUACUCAGCAUAUGUUGGCACAUUUUCCCAGACGGAUAAGAUUACGCAGAACCAUAAGGCUACAAGGCAAUACAAAGAUUACUUGGAGCAUAUUUUGGAAUAUUUGACAUCAUUUAUGUAUCGAACAGAGCCAUUGCAAGAUACUGAGAAAAUUUUUACAAAGUUGGAAAGUGAGUUUGGGGAACGAUGGGCCAAUGGCGAAUCACCUGUGCCACAAGAGUCUGAAAUAGACCUUGAUUACUAUAGCACAGUUGAUGAACUUAUUGAGCUUGGGCCAGAAAAGUUGAAGGAGGCUUUAGCUUCUCAUGGAUUGAAAAGUGGUGGUACUGUUCAACAACGCGCGGAGCGUCUUUUCUUGUUGAAGCAUACACCUUUGGCACAAUUGGACCGUAAGCAUUUUGCCAAAGUUUCACGUAAUUCUGUCUCAAACAUACCUUCAAAUGGCAACAAUUUCAAGGACGAUUUGAAGAAGGAAAUUGCUUUGAUGGAAGUGAAGAUGCGUCGUCUUUGUGAGCUGCUAGAUGAGGUCAUUGUACGGACAAAAGAAAAUGCAGAGAAGAAGCUAACUUUGACUUAUGAAGAGAUGGAAGCAGAACGGGAAGAGGAGGAGGUACAGGCUGAUACCGAAAGUGAUGAUGAAGAGCAACAAAUCUACAACCCUCUCAAAUUACCAAUGGGUUGGGAUGGGAAACCUAUCCCCUACUGGCUAUACAAGCUACAUGGUCUUGGGCAGGAAUUUAAGUGUGAGAUAUGUGGAAACCACAGUUAUUGGGGGCGAAGGGCUUAUGAGCGUCAUUUCAAGGAGUGGCGUCAUCAGCACGGGAUGCGAUGUCUUGGUAUUCCUAAUACUAAAAACUUCAAUGAAAUCACGUCCAUCCAGGAGGCGAAAGAUCUCUGGGAGAAAAUACAAGCACGGCAAGGGGUGGUUAAGUGGAGGCCAGAAUUGGAAGAAGAGUACGAAGAUCAGGAAGGCAACAUCUACAACAAGAAGACCUACACUGACCUGCAGCGCCAAGGCCUGAUCUAGAAUUUUAGAUGGGAUAGUAACGCUUUAAGGAGCUGCUAGCUGCUGCUCGAACGGUCAGGAUUUUGUACCACUGAACUUUGUCGACAAGGAUAGUUGUAACUCUGGAUGUAUUGUCUACUCUGGAUUACGUGGCAAGAUAUUACUUCGGAGAUAGUGCUUUUCUUUGGAGA
Phragmites australis (common reed) is the source of this 1860-nucleotide messenger RNA. RefSeq names its product splicing factor SF3a60 homolog. Gene Ontology annotation, cellular component: nucleus; spliceosomal complex. Bases 197 to 1690 code for a protein of 497 amino acids. Gene Ontology annotation, biological process: mRNA splicing, via spliceosome. Gene Ontology annotation, molecular function: RNA binding; zinc ion binding. The record is from RefSeq and is a predicted model, not a curated record. NCBI's taxonomy places the organism in Eukaryota, Viridiplantae, Streptophyta, Magnoliopsida, Poales, Poaceae. The transcript is spliced from 12 exons.